AUGAGCGUAAACCCGAAAACCGGAAAAUUCGGAAAACCCGAUCCGAACGCUCAUGCCUGGGCUAAUACAGCCGUCUUCUGGGACAUAGAGGACUGCCCAAUACCUGGUGGUAUGGAUCCUCUUACGUUUCUUCAGAAUAUCAAAUUAGCUCUUGUGAAUCAUGGUUGUCAUGUUAACGUGUCAAUUAUGGCUUAUUGUGACAAGAAUAGGAGCCUUGAGGACUUCUCCCUCAGUGAUACCUCACCCAUCACCUUGGUACCCACAGGCGAUAAAUAUGCGAGAAUUAAGAAAAUGUUUAGGGAUAUUUUUUUAUGGGCACUGGCAAAUCCCCAAACAUCAAGUGUGAUGGUGGUGAUCACAAAAAGCAUGCCAUGGCACAUUUCAGAUGUUCCUUGUGAUGCUUUUGAGUCAAGAAAUUACAAUCUUGUCUUAGCAGAUCCUUAUGCCGUCGGAUAUGUAAACUCUGUAUGGCUUUCGACAAGCUUAUUUGGUGGAGGCAACCCUAUCGACCUAAAGGAAAGAAAGGAUCAUAGGUCGCCCAUAAUGCUUUAA
Brassica oleracea var. oleracea is the source of this 552-nucleotide messenger RNA. RefSeq lists its product as uncharacterized. Gene Ontology annotation, molecular function: RNA nuclease activity. Bases 1 to 552 code for a protein of 183 amino acids. Lineage: Eukaryota; Viridiplantae; Streptophyta; Magnoliopsida; Brassicales; Brassicaceae. Gene Ontology annotation, biological process: regulation of gene expression. The record is from RefSeq and is a predicted model, not a curated record. The transcript has 3 exons. Gene Ontology annotation, cellular component: peroxisome.